CCCUGCACCACACUCUGCGACAGGGUCGCCCGGACGUCAACAGCUGUCAACACCAGCCAGCGAGCGGAAGCGAGCUUGGCUGUCAUUACUCGCCCGACAGCCGACAACUACACCACGCGGAAAUAUUUUAAUUUGUAGUUUUACCGUAAUAAAAGUAAUUAGUUUGUUGUAUAGUACCACCUCGCGUUUCACUAUUACAACAAGUGGCGACGGGUCUGUGGAGUUUGUCGGUUUGUCAAUUUUUUCGGCGGAAAUCGCAAAAUCGUUGUUGCCGUGCUUCCACGUGGACGUUUCUUCCGUGGCCCGCAGCGAUGUCCAACCCACCGGGAAUCAACAAAUCCGGAAGCGCUGGAUCCGGUCAAGCGAGCGGGGAACAACCGUUCAAGGACACCAUCAUCCAGCUGCUCGCCAAUCAACACGCGCUGAUGGAGGAGCUCACCGAACAGGUGAAGAACCUGCAGGCGGCGCCCCGGAACGAGCUGGUGCUGGACUCCCUGGCCACGAACAUCACGGAGUUCGUCUACGACGCGGACAAGGGCUGCACGUUCGACACCUGGUACGGACGGUACGCAGAUUUGUUCGACGCCGACGCGUCGUCGCUCGAUGACGCUGCGAAAGUCCGGCUGCUUCUGCGGAAGUUGUCCCCGGCCGCGCACGACCGGUACACGUCGUUCAUCCUCCCGAAGGUUCCAAAGGACUUCAAGUUCAAGGAGACCGUCGACAAGCUCAAAUCCAUUUUCGGCACACCCGUGUCGAUCUUCCAUCGUCGCUAUCAAUGUCUGCAGACAGCGAAGGACGAGUCAGAGGAUUUGAUCAGCUAUUCCUGCAGAGUCAACCGCGCCUGCGUGGACUUCCAGCUGAAGAAGCUCGACGAGGAACAACUGAAGUGCCUGGUGUUUGUGUGUGGACUUACGGCUGCCAAGGACUCAGACAUCCGUAUGCGUCUGUUGUCCAAGAUCAACGAAUCUCAGGGCAUGACCCUCGAGAAGAUCGUAGAGGAAUGCAAAUCGCUCGCUACUCUCAAGCAGGACACCGUCCUAAUUGGGAGCCAUGCAUCCUCCUCCGUGCAGCUGUCCACAAACGCGGUCCGGACCGAGACGAAGCAGAAGCCCAAGGGGAAGUUCGGAGGCAAGCAGCGCGACAACAUCCCGAAAUCACCGUGCUGGUCGUGCGGCGGAAUGCACUAUAUGGACGAGUGCAAGUUUCGGGAGCACAAGUGCCGGGACUGCAACAGAGUGGGACAUCGCGAAGGCUACUGUUCCUGCUUCUCAGCAAAGAACCGGACCAAGAAGGAGCACAAGUUCCAGCCGAAGCCGCAGCAGAAGCAGCGCUCGAGCAAGAGCGUGACCGUCGGCAGCAUCCAGCAGGGUCGGCGCUACACAACCGUCGGCAUCAACGGCGUGCCGGUGGAGCUUCAACUAGAUUCCGGCUCGGAUAUCACCAUUCUCUCAUAUCAGAACUGGGAGAAAGCUGGACGUCCUCCAACGGUUCCACCGGACUGCUCUGCGAGGGCAGCCUCCGGGGACAAGCUGAACAUCUCUGGGAUGUUUUCGGCUACCAUCAGCAUCGGCGGAGUCCACAAACAAGGCAAGUGCUACGUGAGUGGACCGCAGCUUAACCUCAACGUCCUCGGAGCCGACGCCAUGGACAAGUUCGGCCUCUGGGAUGUUCCACUGUCGUCCAUCUGCAACCUGGUGGCCAGUGCGGACGAAGACGCUGACGUUGCCGAGCUGAAGUCGCGGUUUGCGGACGUGUUCAGCGAUCGCGCUGGUGUCUGCAAGAAGACGCAGGUUCACCUCGACCUGAAGCCAGAUGCGAAGCCUGUGUUCCGGCAAAAGCGGCCUGUGGCGUACUCCAUGGAGGCCACCGUGGAGGAUGAGCUGCAGCGACUCCAAGAUCUGGGCAUCAUCACCCCGGUCACGUACGCGGAUUGGGCCGCGCCCAUCGUGGUCGUGCGGAAACCGGAUCGCUCUAUCCGGAUCUGUGCCGAUUAUUCGACCGGGCUGAACAACGCUUUGGAGCCGAACAGCCACCCACUACCCCUGCCCGAGGACAUCUUCGCGCGAAUGGCCAACUGCACCAUCUUCGCGAACAUCGAUUUGUCCGACGCAUACUUGCAAGUGGAGGUCGAUGAGGAGAGCCGCAAGCUGCUGGUCAUCAACACCCACAAGGGGUUGUUCCAGUACAACCGCCUGUCUCUCGGGAUCAAGAACGCUCCGGGGGCAUUCCAGAAGAUUAUGGACACGAUGCUGUGCGGACUGCCGCGCACCUGUCCGUACCUGGACGAUAUCAUCGUUGGCGGUCGAACGCGGCAGGAGCUCAAGCUAAAUCUUCAGCAGGUUUUCCAGCGCCUGCAAGAGUACGGGUUCACCGUGAAGCUCAGUAAGUGCCGCUUCUUCAUGAACCAGGUCAAGUACCUGGGCCAGCUGCUGGACGCCGAAGGUAUUCGCCCCGACCCGGAGAAGAUUGCCGCCGUCGUGAACAUGCCACAGGGUGGCCACUCAAGUCGGGAAAUCGGGAAAGUCGGGAAAAAGUCGGGAAUUCGCCAAAAUCCGCAAAAAAUCGGGAAAAAGUCGGGAAUUUGUGAUUUUUUGUCAAAAAGUCGGGAAAAGUCGGGAAUUUUGAGCAUACUUGUUUGAAAAUUAUUUUUCAACUUAUGAACAAUUUUAAAAUUGAAGUCACUCAUUUCUGCUUUAGUAACUUUCUUUAAAUUUAAGGUUCUUUUGACUAUUUCAAUAUAUUUGAGUAUUGAAAAGCUGUUUAAGACAUUCAAAAUCUUAAUGAAUAUUGGGGUCUUUGACACAGAUUUUCAUAAUAUUUUUCUAUGAAUCAAAUGAUCGCUAU
Messenger RNA from Culex pipiens pallens (northern house mosquito), 2844 nucleotides. RefSeq lists its product as uncharacterized. The transcript has a single exon. NCBI's taxonomy places the organism in Eukaryota, Metazoa, Arthropoda, Insecta, Diptera, Culicidae. Gene Ontology annotation, biological process: proteolysis. The record is from RefSeq and is a predicted model, not a curated record. The coding region runs from base 312 to 2639 and encodes 775 amino acids. Gene Ontology annotation, molecular function: aspartic-type endopeptidase activity.